Molecule: messenger RNA, 5781 nt
Organism: Ceratitis capitata (Mediterranean fruit fly)
Lineage: Eukaryota; Metazoa; Arthropoda; Insecta; Diptera; Tephritidae
Gene: S
Product: protein Star
Exons: 5
Coding region: 2795-5002 (735 amino acids)
Source: RefSeq, a predicted model, not a curated record
UCCUCGCAGUGCUCGCAGUGUGUUUUAGAAUAUAGAAAAGUGUGCACAUAUUUUCGUUAAAGCGCUUAAUCCAUUGCUCUUUGACGCUUUCUAGCUGUACAAAAAUCUAAUACUACCAAUUUCGUAUAUUUACAAUAAUAAAUAUCACAUGUAAACGAAUUGGAUUAAUAUAAAAUUAAGUGGAAAAGUGAAUAGUAAUCGCUAAAUAUCCUCGCAGCAGUAAAAAUUAUAUGGAAUUGUUGAAAAAGUGCCUUUUAUUUGUGUGUGCGCAACCGACGUAUAAUGGAUCGUUUCUGGUGUAAGUGAGCAGAAAAAAGAAACAAAAAACAUAUUGAAAAGAGGUAAAUGGUGCAAAUUAAUAAUGAAGGUACGAAAGUAAUUAUAACAUACAAGUUGGGUGCUAAUUGAAACACCAAUCGGAAAUAGCAAAUAUAAAUAAAUCCUAAUGAAACAGUGAGUGCUACAGUGGUUGUCUAUUGACGAAUUGACGAAAUAUAUAAAAAACAAAACAAUUUUGGUUGGAUAUACUUUUAAGCCUAACUUAAUUACUUUCCAUGUUCUCUUUUCUAAACAUAUUCGUGGAGUAACUUUUGGAACAAAUCUUCAUUUUUUGGAAUUUCAUGCAUAAUUGUUUCAUAUUUCUACAAUUUGUCGAAGCGGUUGCAGACGCUGCCUUCGCUGUCUUGGUUACCGUGAACGAUUUUGUGUGCGUCUCUUUCAUGUGACGUUCAUUCAUUUAUGCAGGCAGCAGAGAAUUUGGUAAAAAAAAUGAAAGAAAAGUCAGAAAAAUACAAGCAGUAUUAAGUGAAGAAUAAAAGAUUAAAAAAUUGGUAUAAAAGAAAAACAGAAACAGAAAGAAAUUCUCUUGGCUAUGCUUUGUAUUGUUUUUCUUUAAUGGGCGCAGCAGCAGCAGCAAGUAAACGCAUAACCACCACCAAUAGUACACAAACAGCUAGCGGCACUGGAGCAACCGAGACAGCAAACAUUACGAAAAAAGUUGAAAUCGCUUUAAGACAAGUAGUGUAUUGCUAUUGCUUUUGGCCAUCUUUCCGAUUGUAACCAGCAUAGUGUGUGUGCGUAUGUGUUACUGGUUUUUGCUAUUGUUGAUUAUUGCCUGCUUCUUGGCUUCUUACUUCCACUGUUAAAACUUCGUGCGGUUUCUGUGUCUACAUAUGUAUUUAUAUGUAAAAGUAUAGUGCAGUAGUGUGGCGCCGAAGCAUUGACCGCACUCGGUAUCUUCGAAUACACCUACAUACUAUUUGAAAUCAUUCAUACAAAAAUACAUACGUACAUACAUACAAACAUUAGUGCAUACCGGACUCGGAGUGCAUAAAGAGUAGUAAAAACUGCCAAUAAUUGCAAGGAAACAAGUAAAUGGAAGUGAAUAAGAAGAACACAACUUAACGCCAAUAAAACAUACAAAGUUAUAAAGAAUUUAUUGUCGAUUUUUCCAAAAAUCUGAAAUGAAAAUCCCGACAAUUUUUCGUUCUCAUUUGUGUAUAUAACAAAUUUUUGGUGCAAAUCAGUGAAGAAAAGAAAAGUAGUGAGCGCAGAAAAAAAAAUCACCUCAUCGCAUCCGUCAAACGAUUGCAACAAUAACAAAAGUAACAGUGCCAACGGCAGCAACAAUUAAAAUACACACAUUCGCUGAAAAUUCGUAAAAAAAAAAGAAACACAAAUCUCAAAAGAUCCAAAAAAAAAAGACAAAAAAGAAAAACAAAAUAAGCAAAGGCAAACGUGAACUCUUUAUAAUCGCAUUCACAUUCGCUCAUCUGAAUCGUGGUGUUCGUAGUGUUUUAUCCAUCGUUGCCGUGGUCGUCAUCGUCGUCGUCGUCUCCAUCGUGGUUGUGAUUGUCGUCGUCGCUGCGGGUGUUUUGCCGAUUUCGUUGUUAUUGUGGCUAUAAUUUAAACAGAUUUUCCAAAGCAGAUUUUCGCUGAUUCAAGUGGAAAGUGUUAUUGGCAUGUUUUGGCAAUUGCGCCGUCAAACGCUAACGAACAAAUAAGUUUCUAUUCGACGAAACGAGAGACCAUAUAUACUAGCACCAGGUCUAACAGCCUUCGUAAAGUAUUGCCAACAAAAUCGCCGGCAAGUCAGCAAUAGCUGUGCAAUUUUCUUCCGACUUUUGCAUUCGUAUGUUUUACGUUAAAUAAAAAACCCUUUCCGCAAAAUUGUUUUUAUUAUUCGUCGUCGUGUAGCGUGCUUGUGCUAUUUCAUUGCCUAACGCAAACAUUUCGUCGCGAAUUUGACAUUUGCCGAUUUGACGCAUUGCCACAAUCCUGCGGUCACAGAGUUUUUGUUGAGCAUUGCUCGUGCAGUUCCAGUGCAUAGUGUCAAGCAGUUAGGUCAAGUGAACCGGUCAGGUGUUGAAAAGGAUUAUUUCUCAGCAUUCGUUGUUGCUGGUGGCCUAAUUGGAUUUUAUAUUAACAAUAUUUACCUGACAGCGAUUUAAAGUGCAUUUAGUGACAACUUCAAUAAACAUAGGAGAAAAAUCUAGGAAAAACAAGUGAACUUUUGUGGUGAAGCUGCAUUUUUUUUUGGAUUAUUCACAUAAAAUGCCAGAAAGCCGUAAAGCUUGAAGCAUUUGAAACAACAAAGAAGAAUAAGAAUAGAUGAGUAAACCUCUACAAAAUGUACAAUAUAAGUCACUGUAAACAGAAAACAACCACACUACUUUUGGUAAAUUCAAGUGGAAAACUUUAAUACCACCUGAAUUUAGAUAGAAACAAAAAUAAAACACCUAACCUCCAAAACAAAGAUAUAACUAAAAUCCAAGAACCAAAAAAGAGCGAAAAUAUGUCUACGAAAUUCUCUGCGCAUCCUGACUUGGCAGUCGAGCAAUUACAACGAGCUGCCGAGCUAACAGCGCGUCAGAAUUCCUGUAGCAAAACGCAUGCGCAUCAUAGGCGACAUCACUCCGCAGGAGCGGGGCCCCACAGCUCACCCGCCAAGGUGGCCACGAGGAGCGCAACGAAACAAUUUAAUUCCAAUAAUACAGCAGGGCUUGCUGAUGCUGAGCCGCAAGUGGAGCCUUACGCCGCCAGCGCAUUUCCACGCGGCUCACCCGUGCGAACUCUCAACCCAAGCACCAGUGGGGGCAGCACCAGCAGUCACACAACAACACCUGUGGAUGUGCUCGAUAACAAAUUCUCGUAUAAUACCAUGGAUGCGAUGGUUUUGGCCUACAUCGAUGAUAUCGAUCUCAAUUGUGCUGACGCUGAUGGUGAAGAUGAUGUCUACAUACAGAAUACAAAUAGCCGAACGAGCAACAGAAACCGCACCAAAGACUGUGUAGACUAUACGCCGUCCACGCCGACGUUACGAUGGUCAACGGCUGGUGGUGCUGGCGCAGCCGCUGGUCAUCCAAAUACUGCAGCACAUCCAACACAAGAGCCCACAUCUGUGGAUGAGCCAGAUUACUUGCAGCAUCGCUUUAGCCGAACAGUCGCCGGCGCCAAUUGUAAUAGUCGGCAGUCGGCGUCCCAACAGCAGUUUGUUACGAGUAGUGUUGAUUACUACACCGCCGACCCGCGUGCCUCGCCACUGCACACCAUUAGCGAUGGUUGCGCCAGUGGUUUGAGUAGUGUACUAAGUUCACCCUCAGCCAGCACAGUAUCUUCGCCACUUUCAACGCCGACAAGACUUGCGCCACAUUUUCAACGAAACCAAAAACAACAACCAAAUAGUAAUAACUGCUGUCAAAAGUCGCUGUCGACUGGUUGUUGUAGCAGCUCGGGCGCGAGGAGCAAUAGCGAUACAUGUUGCAAUCAAGAGCAUCACCAACACAAACAUCAACAUCACCAGCACCAUCCUCAUCAUCAACAUAAAGCGAUGGCAACGUCAACAUUAUCAUCAAGUACAUCCAAGGCGGCGGCGGCGGCAGCAGCUGCUGCGGCAUCAUCGUCGUCAAGCGGAUGUAAAAAGUCGCAGAAAUAUGAUCCCAGAUUACUCGGCCCAUCACGUUAUCGUCAACUUUUGCCAGUUGUGCUGUGCAUUCUGUCGUUCGCGACCGUCUUUAGUAUAUUAAUUGUUUACAUGGAUACGACAGAGAUUCGUCAUAAACAAUUUCGACUGAAUAUGUCGCGCGAUUAUGAAUUUUUCGGCGUAGCACAAGAUGAUCCCACCCUCAUAGCAUUCCUGCGCGAAAUACAUAUGCGCAAAUACCCUAUGCACUUCCUGAAGAAUGCGCCAAUAGAUGUAGCAACAUCAACGAUGGCAACAGCAGCGCAUACGUCUCCAGCGGCAGCAGCGGCGGCGGCGGCGGCGGCAGCAACAGCAGCAGCAUUAGCAUCCUCCUCCGCUUCUUCCACCACAGCGACAGCGACGUCGACGCAUUUCAAUUUCAGCACACACUAUGAAGGUCUGACCGCCGAAAUGGCGCAUUAUGUGUCCGAUUUAGUGGGUGGUAAAGAGAAUGGUGCCUUUAUACAAUCAUUACCCGGUGCAAUGGGUCAUCUAAUGACGUCGCCAUGGCUAGCGGCUACAUUAAAUUGGGUAGGUUUGGUAGUGGAACCGGAACCGCGUCGUUUCUUCACCUUGCGCAAACAGAAUGCGCAACGGCUGGGUCUGCAGGUGGUGCAUGCAUGUAUAUCACCGAAUCCGUAUCCGAAAGAGGUUACGAUACACAACGAAGAGUCUGAGGUGCGCAUCAAUAGUCUGUUGGAUGAAGAAACUUCGUGGUUUAAUUCGCGCGUCAAAUGCUUUCCAUUAUAUUCGCUAAUGUUAGCCUGUAAUCGUGUGGAAUACGAUCUACUUAGUUUGGGAGUUCAUGGGCAUGAAUUGGAGAUCCUACAAACGCUACCCUUCGAUCGGGUACAAAUCGAGGUGAUAUCCAUACACCUAACAGAUGACAUCGCACGAGGCUACGUACAAGAGCUAACCAAGUUCCUAGCGGGUAAAUCGUAUAAAUUACAAAAGACCUUCGGUCGCAACUAUUUCUAUCAACGAAGUAAAACGAUUAGUCGAACACGAAAAAAAGAUAUACUAUUACUCAAAACGCCUUAAUUUGUUGCUAAAACAAAAAUAACAACAACAAACCACAAGGUAAAUUUCAUUGAAGAUGGUGCUGUGAAUGAAUGAACCAAGGAAAUUGGGAACUUACGCCGUCAAGAAAAAUGGAAAAAUUUUGCCGCCACUGCUAUUGCUAAAAUAAAAUAAGCUAUAAUUGUUUAGUUUAUAAAAAUAUACAAUUAAAAAUAAAGAAGUUAGUGCAAAUUUUGCUGCUAAAAUUUAUAAAAGUAAAAAUAGAACAACAAUUAAGCAGCAAAAAGACCUGCAAGUGUGAAAUUUUGAUUAGAAAGGGCAUACAUAAAGCAAAGCUAAAGCGAAGCGUGUGCGUAAGGAAAAGUUGUUAGAGCAUUGGGUAUGUAUUGUAACGUAAUGUAAGAGAAGUAGUAUGAGGAAAACAAAAGUAAGGCACACAUAAAAUUUGCAGAGCACUGAAAUUAGUUGAGGACGGAAUAAAAAGCACCUAUAACAUAAACCGGGAAAUUGUAUUAAAUCUUAACAGCGCGCAUGCGCGUACGAGAUGUUAACGUGUAUAUUCACAAACUUUCCUCCAACGUUGCGAUUAAUUAAAAAAAAACACGAACUUUUUCGGUAUUUAUAACUACAAGCGCAUUUUCAAAAUUUAUAUAUAUAUCUUGUGCACGAUUUAGUCUCAGUUUUUUUUUUAUUGGUGUACUCUUUCUUACAAACAGAUUUUCAUUACUGUUUCGGUUCAAAAAAAUCAUCAAAAUUAUAAACAUAUUUUUUUUUGCAAAUCAUAAAAUACUAUUAUUUCU